AUGUCAACCACUUCGGAACUGCGCAACUUCGAUCUGAAUUGGACCUUCGAUGCCGCUUCCUCUCUUCCUGCGGUCGAUUGCAGCCCUUUAGACUGGCCGCUAGAUCUAGAUGACCUAGACAUUAUGAGAUUCGAUAUGCCUAGCCUAGAAAACUCCGCUGGACACCUGUCGUGCACAUCCCAGGGAUCGCCAUUACAAUAUCCAACCAAUGCCACAUCUCGUCCAAAACAUUUUCUACACAAUACCAACUCCCUCAACCAGUACCACGAAACCCAUUCGAUUGCUCCACACAGACCGAAACAACAAUGUGUACCGUGGGAUCUGACAAGAUCCAGCCUAGCCAUUCCUACCAACGCUCACAUGAAUCCUAAGCACGGCCAUCAUCAACUCGGGAGAAAUAUUAUCGAUCAUUCCGCCAAUCGCACCGAGUCACGCCCAAAACAUUCCUCCGCUGCUUUUGUAGAUGGUGUGGGUGAAAUGAAGAAGAUCCCAACGAAAAGCGCCGUCACCGUCGUUGUCGUCAUGGAGGGCAACGAGGACCUCGUACUCGCGGAAGCGGACUGUGAGCUUCAAUAUAAGGUUCUUCUGCAUGAUUUAGAGGAUCCUGGCGCGCCUGGCGAUCCCAGAGACCUCUGGGACACUAUAGACUAUCCCGAGCUUCCCGCUGACCCUCUUGCUGACCCUGCGCCUUCUGAACCCGUUCCCAUUGCUCCUGUUGAUCCCUGCUUAAUGGUCCCUGAAACUAAUCCUGAAGCUACACUAAAGAAGAGAACCAAUCCCCCCUGCUUAUCUCCACCAGUAUCCUUUGACGACGAGCCCGUGUUGUGCAACGAAUCAAACGACCCUGACAAUUCUAUCGAUUUUGCUGCUGAAUCGCAUAAUUUCGAGGAGAUCAACAAAGAGCCUCUCUUUCCUAAUCUGGCUCCGCCUUCGUCUCUGCCUCGCAAGCGAGUAAGAAGGCCUGCCAACUCUUAUAUCCGAUCUUCUUCACCUGACCCUCUUGCGGCGCCGACGAACCAGACAUCUCGAUAUGGGAGGAGACUCAGGCGCGUGAGACAGGAUAGCGACGAAUAUCCGUAUCAUUAG
Aspergillus affinis is the source of this 1086-nucleotide messenger RNA. RefSeq lists its product as uncharacterized. The record is from RefSeq and is a predicted model, not a curated record. NCBI's taxonomy places the organism in Eukaryota, Fungi, Ascomycota, Eurotiomycetes, Eurotiales, Aspergillaceae. The coding region runs from base 1 to 1086 and encodes 361 amino acids. The transcript is spliced from 2 exons.